UGUUUCGUACGGCGUUUUUCGUCUGUAACGAUUGUUUCGCAAAAGCGUUUCAGAACCCAUUUAAUUGUUCGCUUCCGCCGUUCGACAAUGACUAAGUGUGUGGCACAAGAAACAAGUGUUUCGCACCAUAGACUGUGAUGGCGUAAGAAAACCGUGACGAUGUCCCAGAAACAGAAAUUCACAAUCGACGAUGCCUUCGAACCGGAGGACGAUGAUGCGAUCCGUACGUAUGGGUCGACCACGGAAAGCACACCUUUGAAGCCAAAACGAGGUUUGUCACCAGAUGAAAGCAUUGUCGUCAGAGUAGAGGAUUCCAAGGAGCGCGGUAUGCUCAGCAGACUCAAGCUACCGGAUGAUGCACUUUCGAAGGACAGCGAUUCUCUAAUACAAGGGGAAAUGGGUCACAGCAAGUACAACACAAAAGAAGGAUGGUGGACGCAUCCGAAAGUAAAAGAAAACUGGAGGGUCAUGUUGGCUGCCUUUGGUCUUCUACUCGGUGGAGUUGGGCUGAUAAUCACAGGAAUCAUUGUGCAGUUGAACCCUAAAAUUGGAGUUCAAGGGUUUGUUUUCUUCAUUGCUGGAGCGAUCUGCUUCAUACCUGGGGCCUACCACGUGGUGUAUGUGUACUGCGCAGUGAAGGGCAAGAGAGGAUAUGACUUCUACAACUUGCCUCUGUUCAACUAAUUUGUAUAAGGGUUUCCAUAUGCUACCUCUUCUUGCUAGCUGGGUUUAGCAGGUUAGGUAGGUAUACUAGUAGAUUUACUGCUCCAGUUGGUUGCAUAGGAGCAAGGAGCAAGUGUAACCUUGCAGUUGGAACAUUGUAUAUAGAAAUAUGUAACAAAUACUUUGGUCGAGCUAGCAGAGAUUGUUUUUUAAGAGAGCAACACAUUGGCAUCAUCUUCAUUGAGUCGGUACCUUUUAAAAAUGUUAUCCUUUUUUUGGAUGAUUAUAGAAAAAGCGUUAAUGUGUGUUUUUUUUUAGAGGAAUUUUCUGCACAAAACUACACGAUAUGCUAAACAAAUUUUUUAUAGCCUUCUCUCCAGCACUGAAUGGAAAAAAUUGUUAACAUUUUUGUGCAUAUACUAUGUUGGUAGUGGCUGAAGAAAAGAACAAACUUUAUUUUGUAGUUCUUUUUAUCUGUUCAGCCGAUGUUGUACCGUAGUUAUCUCACCUCGGAAGUCACUGACAUGUUGGAAAACUCCAUUACUUUGCUCGUAUACUCGAGUCUUAACCCAAGUCAUCAUUGCGUACGCACACUGUGAGGUGUACUCGAAUAUUGCGGAGUCUAGUCUGUACAGUUAGAUAUGGCUGGCCAUUUUAAGUGUCGUUUACAAAGUUGUAUGUACACUUUAUAAUUCCGCGCGGGCCUUCAGGGAAAUGUAUCUCUGUUUUUAAAAAAAAAUUCCGCGCAUGCCACACAAUAUACUACAUUCCAUUGUUUUCUGUGAGGUCCACGCUCUCCAGCAACUUGCACACAGGCUACUCGAGAAGAACUGUUCUCUCCCGCUUAAAUAGCGUGGAAAUUGAUGGAGUAGCUCAUAUUUGUUCCUCCUGAGUGGCAGCAACGCUUCUAGUUAGCAGCGGCAAAUAUGGGGAGCUGAAAUGUGCUUGCGGGCGGGCUUGUUAAUCUUUUGUCGGAAUGUAUUGCUAGUCAUUGCUUUCUGUCUGUCUGUACACGGGAAAUGGAGUGUGUGCGAGAGCUGUUAAUUAACACGACGCUACGGACAGAUUGUACUCGGUCAACAACAACAUUUUAUUUUGCUGAUGACGAGACAAUUGUUGUUCAUUAACUGUGUGUGUGUGUGUGUGUGUGACCGUCCGAUGGCGGUGUCCGAAUAAUCGAGCACGUCCGAAAAAACGGCGUCCGAAAAAUCGGUCGGGGACUGUAAUUGGGUGAAAAUACGACGACGAGCUCCCCGAGUGGCAUUGGUCACCUGGAUUUGACCAUGGACAAAGCAAUUUCAGUGAGAGGAAGAGAGUCUAGCUCGUUUACACUGCUGUCACACAGGUAUUCCAAUGAUAAUUGAGACCAGUGGCCGUUGAACAUUUCGAGCACCGUUGACAAUGUGCAGCUGCCACACAGCCCGAUCCACUGCUGCUUGAGAGGUUGACAUGUUAUACACCAGGUGGUGCUACGCUCAGUAGGGGGCCACUCAUCUGUUCGCCCAUCGCCAUAAGCUUUAGUACUACAGGUUUUCCCGGUGAUUUUAAUUCAAGUGCCAAAGUGCCAUCGAAAUUAAUCCACGUGCCAUGCACACUUUAUGGGGCAUGGAUUAAUUUAGCUGGCACUUGGAUUAAAAUCGUCGGGAAAACCUGUAGACAAAAGGCGUGUAUAGUCUAGGAAAACGCAGUGCCAAAACAUUUCUGGGAUUCUGGUAGUGCUUUAAUUGCUAAUUAUAUGUAGUGACUAAUUUAAUAUAUAUUUUCAUAUGACCCUGCUUGGUGUACAGACCAUGCUGGUGUGUGAUGUUGAGAAUAGAAAAGCAAAUGUGCGAAUGCAACUACAUAUAAUAACUGUUAUGCUAAAUUUCAUGACUUUUCAUUAAAUUUGUUGAAGUUUUCUCUGGUGUUCUUGUUCACUGCUCCCCUGUUUACCGAACAUUACACUGACUGUGUUACUUUUUGAGGUCCCUUCAAUGGCGUUUCACGAAUAUCCAUCAAGUCGAGUAUCAUCCAAGUCAGUGGUAAUUGAAAAAGGCAGUGGAGCAGUGGCGAGCCACCAUUUGGUUCGGUCGUCAUUAAUUUCAAUUGCCAUUGAAAUGUCCAUGUGACAGCGGUAAUAAAGGCAUAAGUGUAGCCCUUAAAGGUUGGCAGUGUGGGCAGUGGAGGAGGAUGUGGUUCAGAUUUUCCAAGACACUGCAGUGAUGGCAGCUUGGGGAGUGAACCUUUCGCAACCAGUAGCAUCACUGAGCAGCAAAAGCGACAUCGUGUCUCUAUCAGUGAAAUAACGCAGCAUCCUGACAAGAGGUAUUUUUGAUAUUCGGAGAUGACCUUGUACAUACUUCACAGUUUAGGCGUGGGGUAUGCUUUUUUCGUACGGCAACUUCACCCUGCAAGUUACCACGGUAAAUGCAUGGGGUGAGGUGAAUGGCUUCCUGGCAGACAGCUCUUACGUGAGCAGGGCCGUAGCGACCCCACAACAUGCUGCUGCAUAUAGAGACCUGGGCAGUGUGAGAUGGAUUUCAUCUUCAUCGUUGUCAUCCUCAUCAUCACCACAAUAAAGCUUGUGUUUGGAACCCCAACAACAUAUGCAAAGCUCUCGGCACUGAGGUAGUAGUUCCAGUGGUAACCACAUCGCUAAUGCAUUAUUAAUCAUCACGUGAUUUUCCGGAACCUUAGCAAUGUUGAUGAGGAAGGGGGUUCAUAGCGAUAGUGCACAUGUAAUGUCCUCUCCUCGAAAAGGUGAAGUGGCUUUCCUGGUGGCCACAAUCGGAACUGUCAUUCAACCUGGCUCUGCCGUGCACGUAUCUACCUGCUCUGUCCAUGUAUCUGUCUGUAGCAGUAGGUUGUGUAUGAGACUAGUAACUGAAAGCGCACAUCAUACAGCUAGGAAAAAGCAUAUUGAGUUGCUGCAAAGGGCAGUGUUCUCAGUGAGUGACCAUGCCGUUCUUUCAAGAAUCAUAUUUGUAGUGUCGACUAUAUGCAGGCACGUAUGGUACAGCUCCCGUCAACCUUAAUAAUAACACUGGAAAAAAUUCUGUCUCAUUUCCGAGCGCGAUAACAGCCACCCUUGGGGCACCGGGGUAAUGUUAAGUGAACAAAAUCCUUGCGUUAUACUAACAGAAUAAAUUUAUUCCAUUACGAUUUCCUCAUGGCUUCAAGGGUUGCUGUAAUCGCGCUCGGGCACGAGACCAUAUUUUUUUUUCAGUGUUAUUAUUAAGGUUGAUGGGAGCUGUACAUACAUUAAGGUCCAUGUACAGUACAUUUUUUGUAGCUAGUGCACAAUGUGCUGUUCGGCAAAGGGAAACAAGACCUGUAACAUAGUGUUGUGUUGACAGUAACAAGACCCUUAGUUACAGUCGUAUUAUAAUUUUAUAAGUUUUAGUGUUGGAACGGUGGGUUUAGCUUUUUCUUUGCAAUACAGAGAACAGUACGGGCCCAUCCCUAAAGGAUAGUUUAGUCUUCCAUCGACAAAAUGGUGUCCUUUCUUGCAAACUCCUCUACGUGCUGUUACUAGGAAGAGAAGUUAUUGGUGCUAACAACGCUACAAAAGCAGUGUUAUACACCAGUCGCAGUAGCCAAGUAGUAAUGAUGCUGCUGUAAUUCUCGAAUACUUGCGCGACAUUGCAUCAAGAACAAACUAGGGCUGCACUUCUCGUUGCUGAAAUUCUUCCGUUAUGUAUUCAAAGUGUCUCGGGAAGAAAAAAAAAGUAUUACUCGCAUAGUGGUGAGCCCACAAAUCACGGUGCAGUGUGUCCUACUCAUUCUUAGUUGUAUAGUAUUACAAAUGCUUUUUUUUAAAUGUAGUCUUGCUGGACAGUGUGCAAUAUGCACUGCACUGAGGCUAUUGCAAAAUGUGCAUACAUACAUACAUACCUGCAUACAUACACAGAUACCUACACACAAGCAUACAAAAGUAGACACAGAUACCUUCCCACCUACAUAGAUACAUGCAAAAGUGCAUACAUAUCUAUACACAUACAAAAAUACAUACACAGAUAUGUACACACAAACAUGCAAAAGUACAUACACAGAUACCUACAUGCAUACAUACAAAAGUACAUAUACAGAUACCUACAUACAUACACACAAAAGUACUGGCGUGGUGACGUUUGAGCACUUAGAAACACACACAAAAGUACAUAUACAGAUACCUACAUUCAUACAUGCAAAUGUACAUACAUACAUACAUACAUACAUACAUACAAAGGCACAUACAUGCACACAAAAGUAUGUGUGCACGCAAAUUACUCGAUUGCUCUUUUGUUGUAACGUAGUCACGGUAUCUGCUUCCACAUGUAACCGUCAUGCAGAAACGUGUUCUCAGUAGAGAUUGAAACCUGUUGCCAUUUUUGUUCCGAGCCAUUUGCUUUAAUGGCUACGACGUGUCAUAGAGGAGAUUUGAUUGCAGAAUACUCAGUUCUUGGAGGGAGCUUUGAUCAACUCCAACGCAUAUUAUGACCUUCACAAUAACAUCUGUCUUAUGCGUUGUAAUUGAAUGAUGCUCCAAUAUGCUCAGGUGGCCAUAGUGAGGGGAUAUACUGUACAGUUAUUGUAAAAGAAACGUGUACAUACCAUGUACCUUGCCAUAUGUGUUCCUGUGCUCUGUAAUAAUUUUUUUAAAGGCUUGAGCUAUCCUGCCAUAUACUAUUUUGUAGGAGGACCAUGCCUGUGUCAUUCUUAAAAUAAAGCCUAAUUUGUAAGGGUA
Molecule: messenger RNA, 5368 nt
Organism: Ornithodoros turicata
Lineage: Eukaryota; Metazoa; Arthropoda; Arachnida; Ixodida; Argasidae
Product: transmembrane protein 134-like
Exons: 6
Coding region: 160-684 (174 amino acids)
Source: RefSeq, a predicted model, not a curated record